Molecule: messenger RNA, 1512 nt
Organism: Arabidopsis lyrata subsp. lyrata
Lineage: Eukaryota; Viridiplantae; Streptophyta; Magnoliopsida; Brassicales; Brassicaceae
Product: delta(14)-sterol reductase
Exons: 13
Coding region: 209-1330 (373 amino acids)
Biological process (GO): sterol biosynthetic process
Cellular component (GO): endoplasmic reticulum membrane
Molecular function (GO): Delta14-sterol reductase activity
Source: RefSeq, a predicted model, not a curated record
GCUUUAUUCGUAAGAAAUGAAGAGUUUAAGGGUUCUUUUUAGUAAUUUUCUCGAAUCACACAAGUGAGCUCAUCAGAGUCCACGAGCUUCCCACUAAAAAAAUUGAAAUUGUUUCUUCUGUCAUCUGAAAUUAAACAAAGCGAGAAAAAGGCGAUACAAACGAUUUCGAAUGCUUCAUCUUCUACUUUGAAAAUCCUUCUUCUGCUUAAUGCUGCUAGAUAUGGAUCUCGGUGUUCUUCUACCAUCUCUUAUUCCCUCAUUGCAAUCUGUUUAUGUGCUGGUGUUUUACUUCGUUUACUUGGCCGUUGCCGGAGAAAUUCUCCCCGGGAAAGUUAUUCGCGGCGUUCUUUUAUCAGAUGGCUCUCAACCUCGUUACCGAUGCAAUGGUCUAUUGGCAUUAACAUUGUUGGUAGCUAUUUUGGGAAUCUGUGCAAAAAUUGGCAUUGUAUCACCUCUUGUGGUUGCGGAUAGAGGACUUGAGCUACUCUCUGCUACUUUUAUUUUCUGUGUUUUGGUGACAUUAGCAUUGUAUGUUACUGGGCGAAAUUCUUCCGAUAAGAGUUCUUCCCUAAAGCCUCAUGUCUCAGGAAAUCUUGUACAUGAUUGGUGGUUUGGAAUACAGCUGAAUCCUCAGUUUAUGAGCAUCGAUCUCAAGUUUUUCUUUGUUAGAGCUGGGAUGAUGGGAUGGCUGCUUAUUAAUCUCUCUAUUCUGGCAAAAAGUGUGCAGAAUGGUUCCUUGAGUCAGUCGAUGAUUCUUUACCAGAUCUUCUGUGCGUUAUAUAUAUUGGACUACUUUGUUCAUGAAGAAUACAUGACCUCUACGUGGGACAUAAUUGCAGAGAGACUGGGCUUCAUGCUAGUGUUUGGUGAUCUCCUGUGGAUUCCUUUCACUUUCAGCAUUCAGGGCUGGUGGCUUUUGCACAACAAAGUAGAACUAACAAUUCCUGCUAUUGUAGCCAAUUGCCUUGUCUUCGUAAUAGGGUACAUGGUUUUUCGAGGGGCUAACAAACAAAAACAUAUCUUUAAGAAGAACCCAAAAACACCUAUAUGGGGAAAGCCUCCAGUGGUAGUUGGUGGAAAGUUACUGGCUUCAGGCUAUUGGGGAAUUGCAAGGCAUUGUAAUUACCUUGGCGACUUGAUGCUUGCUCUCUCCUUCAGUUUGCCCUGUGGAGUAAGUUCUCCGGUUCCAUAUUUCUACCCAAUAUAUCUUCUGAUACUAUUGAUAUGGAGAGAACGAAGAGACGAGGUUCGAUGUGCAGAAAAGUACAAGGAGAUCUGGGCAGAGUAUCUUAGACUUGUCCCCUGGAGAAUACUUCCUUAUGUUUAUUAGAUGUGCCAAGUCAUGAAUCCUUUCAGAUUCAUCCUCUUGUGACUUAUUUUUCAUCGUCUUGUUUUCAAUGUGACAUUAGAAGAUCCCAUUAUGGCCUUUUAGCAUUUGUUGAUUGAUACUUCUGAAGUACACGUUUGAGAAUUCAACUUUAGUCACUGAUAUCAGCAUUUUCUGAUUUUAUU